Molecule: messenger RNA, 1092 nt
Organism: Bufo bufo (common toad)
Lineage: Eukaryota; Metazoa; Chordata; Amphibia; Anura; Bufonidae
Gene: TPGS1
Product: tubulin polyglutamylase complex subunit 1
Exons: 2
Coding region: 1-852 (283 amino acids)
Biological process (GO): protein polyglutamylation
Molecular function (GO): microtubule binding
Source: RefSeq, a predicted model, not a curated record
AUGGCGCCUGACCGGCUUCUGACAGCGGCUGGCAGCAUGGCGGACAAGAGACGUGCUGUAGCAGGCUCCCCGGUACCGCGGGCUCAGCCGCGACCCACCAGCGAGGCCGACUUUCUGGCUCAGGCAGGAGUACGUGACGUGCUACGAAUGGCCGUGCUGAAGCUGCUGGAGGCCAGGCCGGAGGACCCGGUGCUCUUCUUGGCUGAUUACUUCAAGAAAAUGGGCGUCGGGGUGUCAAAGAUCGGUGACCGGGGGUCGCACAUAGCGGGGCAGCAACGUCUAGCUCAUGCCCUGUGGUACCUGAAGCUGGCGCAUCACUCCCAGAGAGCUGCCUUCAACAAUAACCUUACCAAUGCGUACGACUGCCUCAGUGCUGGAGGAAGAAAGAGAAAGCCUGGCCUGAACGGAAAGACGUACAGUGAGGUCCUGGCCAGGAUUUGUCAAGAAGGUGACCUCCCUACAGAGAUUUCCUCUGCCCUUCUGAAGAAGAUCCAGUGCCGAGAUCAUGAAGCUGUUCCUUUUGAUGUUUUCCGUUAUGGGGUUCUCACCUGCUUUGUGUUGGUGGAGUUCAUGUCUAAAGCAGACACUCUGUUCAAUAUUCUAGAUGGGGAUAACCAGUCUGACCAAAGUGUGUGCCAAGCUGUGCUAGACACUUUAGAAGAAGCACUUACUGCCAGUGACUUAGCUGUUCCAGCCAGCUACCUGGAGGCUGGCUCAAAACUAGGACCUGACUGUUUGGCCAUUGCUAUGGACCGAGCAUUCCAGAACAGAAAGCCUGGUAUUCCUAUGGGACGUGGUGACUUUAUGAAAGAGGCAUGCUUGCUCUUUCUUGAUAAAGUCAAACCAGUCUAAUGAAUGGCCUGUGUGCCCUUACCAACUAAUGUUUUACAUAAGUUAAUUUUCUGGUACUGAUCCAAGUUCUGCAGUAGUGGAGAUCUCCUAGUUAUGUUCAUACUCUUGAUGUAUCUCUUAGGCCUCUUUCACACAGGCGAGUUUUCCGCGCGGGUGCAAUGCGUGAGGUGAACGCAUUGCACCCGCACUGAAUCCGGACCGAUUCAUUUCUAUGGGGCUGUGCACAUGAGCGGUGAUUUU